CAAAAACGAUUCGAUCAUUCGUAGAUUGAAUCGCAACUGAGAAACAGGUGACAACAAAAAAAAAAUGAAGUUCCUUCUAAUUGUUACGCUUCUGACGCUCUUUUCGGUGUCCCAAACCCAUCCGACUUCCUACAAACUGAACGAGCAUCAAGUCUUGGAAGCCGAUUUGGUUCCGGUUUCUUCAACAGUCAUCCCGUUACCAAUCUACCAAGUUGGAUUUGGGCUGACUUUUUCUGGAAGCGAGAAGAAGCACAGCAAACCGGUUGGACCAAUUGGAUUAAUCACUUCCGCUAACAAAAAGAAGUAUUAUGGAAAGAAGGCUUCGGAAGAUGAUGUAAUCACUAUUGUGAAGGAAGUGAAGGACAGUGAUUAAAUUAGCAAUGAAGUGAAAGUCUAAUCAAAAUUAAUUAAAGUUACCAAGAUUGCGGGAAGAGCUUAAUAAUAAAUAAUAUUAUAUAUGUGUGUAAGUUAAACAGUGGUUCUGAUGUAAGAACAAACAACAACAAAAAAAUCUAUUUAAGAAAACGCGACUAAUGAUUAAUGUUUAAUCGAGGCAACAGAAGUAAAAAAGAAACUAAUUUAUUUGUUAAUUAAGGAUCGAAAUUGAAAUUGAUGUUUGUGUAAUCUUCUAAUAUAAAUGGAUAAAUAAAAAUUUCGGUUUUAA
Nicrophorus vespilloides is the source of this 664-nucleotide messenger RNA. RefSeq lists its product as uncharacterized. The transcript is spliced from 3 exons. The coding region runs from base 65 to 373 and encodes 102 amino acids. NCBI's taxonomy places the organism in Eukaryota, Metazoa, Arthropoda, Insecta, Coleoptera, Silphidae. The record is from RefSeq and is a predicted model, not a curated record.